This is a messenger RNA of Sciurus carolinensis (gray squirrel), 1206 nucleotides long. Its product is annotated as 60S ribosomal protein L7-like 1. Gene Ontology annotation, molecular function: RNA binding; structural constituent of ribosome. The transcript has a single exon. Gene Ontology annotation, biological process: maturation of LSU-rRNA from tricistronic rRNA transcript (SSU-rRNA, 5.8S rRNA, LSU-rRNA). Gene Ontology annotation, cellular component: cytosolic large ribosomal subunit. The coding region runs from base 54 to 788 and encodes 244 amino acids. The record is from RefSeq and is a predicted model, not a curated record. Lineage: Eukaryota; Metazoa; Chordata; Mammalia; Rodentia; Sciuridae.
AAGAGAAGAAAGAAUAACACUUGGGACACAAACGUAAUUGCAGCUCUGGGAAGAUGGCGGAGGAAGAGCAAAGAAAAAAAAUCCCUCUGGUUCCAGAAAAUCUCCUGAAAAAGAGGAAGGCUUAUCAGGCCCUCAAAGCUACCCAGGCAAAGCAAGCGCUUUUGGCAAGGAAGGAGAGAAAAGGAAAACAGUUCAGAUUUAAGCGACUGGAAUCAUUCCUACAUGAUUCCUGGCGGAAGAAACGUGACCAGGUGCGUGUCAGACGACUAGAAGUGAAACCUCAUGCUUUGGAAAUGCCUGAUAAACAUUCCUUGGCCUUUGUUGUACGCAUCCAAAGGAUUAGUGGGGUGAGUUUGCUGGUGCAGAGGACCAUUGCAAGACUUCGUCUGAAGAAAAUAUUUAGUGGUGUCUUUGUUAAAGUCACCCCAAAAAGCCUAAAAAUGCUGCGGGUAGUAGAACCUUAUGUGACUUGGGGAUUUCCAAAUCUGAAGUCUGUCCGGGAACUCAUCUUGAAACGUGGACAAGCAAAGAUCAAGAAUAAGACCAUCCCCUUGACAGACAACACAGUGAUUGAGGAGCACCUGGGGAGGUUUGAUGUCAUUUGUCUGGAAGAUCUCAUUCAUGAAAUUGCCUUCCCUGGGAAGUAUUUCUGGGAGAUCUCUAAGUUCUUGUGCCCUUUCCAUCUCUCUGUGGCCCGUCAUGCUACCAAAAAUAGAGUGGGCUUCCUCAAGGAGAUGGGCCUACCUGGUUUCGGGGUGAAUGCAUCAAUCAGCUCAUCCGCCAGCUGAACUAAACCCAGAAUAUCUGAAAGCAGUGCAUUGGAAGCACAUGUUUUUGUUUGAUGGAAUUGUUAUCAAGUAUCUUCAGAGAAGAUUAUUUUCUGCCUUAAGAAAAUGGAAGGAAGGGAUUGGGGAAGAGACAGUAGUUAUGAUCAUGGCAGGCACCUGUCAUCACAGACAAGUUCCAAGGAAAAAUUUCAUUGUUUCCUACAUUGACCCACCUCUGCCUCUGAAAUCAACACAUGCAAUGGAGAAAGAAGGCCUCCUUUGUCAGGGGUUUAAUGUUGGCGAAUGAGUAACCCAAGCAUGUAUACAAGGCCCCCUAAGACUUGUAGCAGUUGACCAAGUUUAUGAGCAUACUUGAAUCUAGAGGUCCCAAGAGUCUUGUUUUGAAAAGACUUGAAAUACUUAGGAAGAAAAGUACAAA